GGAGACUUUCAUUACACACGGCAGUGCUGUAUGGUCAAACACCACAACAAUUUCAGCGCACAGUUUUCUCCGGACCGGCUUUAUGAUUAAGCUACAAUCUUCAAUGAGUAAGCAUAUCCCACAGUUCUGUGGUGUUUUGGGUCACACAUUUAUGGAGUUUCUGAAGGGCAGUGGGGACUACUGCCAGGCACAGCACGGCGUUUAUGCAGAGAAGUGAACAUUGAGCCUCGCUACCUCAUUGGAAGAGAGACUUGAGUUACAGUUUUAACGUUGGCGGGAACAGGCUUGGAGAGCGGGCUUCCAAAGCAGUCGGCGGGUCUGGAUGAGGUAAAAAAAAUCUCUUGAAGUGCACUGUCCUUAUCGGCCCUGCGUCUUCACCCUCACCAGAGGAGCAGUCUUGUUUUUUUUUAUAAUUUUUUGUUUUUCCUUCAUUUUUCUCACUGUAAAUCCAAUCCACCUCCACCAGGUCAUAUCUCUUUCUCCUGAUUGUAUCCGCCAAUUUUUGUUACAGGAGAGCAUUUCUCCCAUUCGUUUUUAAAGAUUCUGAAGCCAUUCUGAGUAGUCAAAAUGGCUCGUAUGAAUCGACCUGCACCAGUUGAGAUCACUUACAAAAACAUGAGAUUUCUCAUUACCCACAACCCCAAUAAUGCAACUCUUCACAAAUUCAUUGAGGAACUGAAGAAGUAUGGGGUGACCACUGUUGUUAGAGUUUGUGAAGCCACGUAUGAUGCAAACCUGGUGGUUAAAGAAGGGAUUCAGGUUUUGGAUUGGCCCUUUGAUGAUGGAGCUCCUCCCUCUAACCAGAUCGUUGAUGAUUGGUUAAAUCUGCUUAGGGUUAAAUUUAGAGAUGAGCCAGGUUGCUGUAUUGCUGUACAUUGUGUAUCAGGCCUUGGAAGAGCUCCAGUGCUAGUUGCCCUAGCCCUGAUUGAGUGCGGGAUGAAAUACGAGGAUGCUGUUCAGUUCAUACGGCAAAAGCGCCGUGGUGCAUUUAACAGCAAGCAGCUCUUCUAUCUGGAGAAGUAUCACCCCAAAAUGCGACUUCGCUUCAAGGAUUCCAACGGCCACCGCAGCAACUGCUGCAUUCAGUAGAAUUUUGUGGAUCAGCCUUUCUAAAAUGUGUAAUAUGAAUCUGCAUCUAACAUGAGUAGUUUGUUCUUUUAAUUGGUAACUGUGAGAAUACCUUUACAAAAAUUAAUCUUAUUUCAUUGCAAGU
Xyrauchen texanus (razorback sucker) is the source of this 1213-nucleotide messenger RNA. Its product is annotated as protein tyrosine phosphatase type IVA 1-like. Gene Ontology annotation, molecular function: protein tyrosine phosphatase activity. Gene Ontology annotation, cellular component: nucleus. Bases 568 to 1089 code for a protein of 173 amino acids. Gene Ontology annotation, biological process: protein dephosphorylation. The transcript is spliced from 6 exons. The record is from RefSeq and is a predicted model, not a curated record. Lineage: Eukaryota; Metazoa; Chordata; Actinopteri; Cypriniformes; Catostomidae.